Molecule: messenger RNA, 580 nt
Organism: Theileria parva strain Muguga
Lineage: Eukaryota; Apicomplexa; Aconoidasida; Piroplasmida; Theileriidae
Product: putative integral membrane protein
Exons: 6
Coding region: 1-564 (187 amino acids)
Cellular component (GO): signal peptidase complex; membrane
Source: RefSeq, a predicted model, not a curated record
AUGGCGGAGAAGAAGCCCCUGAGUGAAGUGUACAAAAAUGUAGUUUAUUCUGUGCCGGAUUUAUACUCCUACAAUGAUAUCCAAAAACUAAUGGACUUAAAUAUCCGAGCGGCAUUUAAAGAAAUUGGCUUAAAGAUUGAUAAUAAAGUCAUUUACUUUAGAAUUUUCCUCUAUUUAGUCAUGAACGCACUCGGGGCCUACAUCACCUUCUUUGUUCAAGUAGAAAAGUCAAAAUUUUUACUAAAAGUUAUGUUGAUUGUUUUUUUCUCUGUAUUUUCCCUCUAUAUCGCCUACGAUAAGGUUCUUUUAAGAAGGGCGCAUUUUGUCGUAAAACUCAAAAACUGUAAAGUAUUAGUGUGGACAAAGGUUAAAAGGUUAAAAGGAACUUAUGAGAUCAAAUAUAAAAAGGGAGGUUUGAAGAAUAAAGCUGAAACCUACACAUUACCACUGGGCGAUUUGUUUUUCUCAGACGGAGAGUGCGAUUACGAUCAUUUUGUAAAAUUAAUGGAGAAGCUCAAACCGAGGCUUCUCAGUCUUGAUACAAGAUCUAAGAAAAAGGACUAAUUUUUUAUACAUUUUA